AACAGUAGCUCCCCAGUUUUGCACAAAACCUGUGGGUUCUCUCUCUCUCUCUCUUUCCAACUCUGUCCCUUCUCUCUCUCUCACCCAAAUACCAUGGGCAGUUUUUCUCUCACCACUCACAAAACCAGUUGCUUCAGAAAAUAUCAUAUACACAAUCAAUAUUAUACCCUUUUUUUCUCUUUACCCUUUUUUCUCUAUUAUAUACCUUUCUCUAAUGUCUCCCCUUAACACCAACAAAACAAACAACAUCAUUUUCUAUGUAAUGUAAUCCCAAUUUCUGUACUUUCUUUCACCAAACCAACCCAUUUUUCUUUCACCCUUUUGCCUCUAUUCCUUUUUUUCUUGAAUGAUGGAAGCUAAUGCCAUGUUUUCCACCAUCACUCCUUCUGGUUUGUUAGGAGUAGUUGAUAAUAUCCCUUUACACCAACAACAACAACAACAAAAACAACAGAAUCUUCCUAAUCAACAACAACAAAAUCCUCAUCAAUUGCACCAUUCCCAAGUUGUUUCCUAUGCUCCCCAACAUCAUGACACUGACACAAAUCAACAUCAUCAUCAUUCAAUGAAACAUGGGUUUCCUCCAUUUUCUUCAUCCAAGAACAAACAGCAACAACAAAGUUCUCAGAUGAGUGAUGAAGAUGAACCAAAUUUUCCAGCUGAAGAAAGCUCUGGUGGUGACCCAAAAAGGAAGAUUUCACCAUGGCAAAGAAUGAAAUGGACUGAUACAAUGGUAAGGCUAUUGAUAAUGGCUGUUUAUUACAUUGGUGAUGAAGCUGGUUCUGAAGGGACUGAUCCAAAUAAGAAAAAGUCUAGUGGUUUGUUACAGAAGAAGGGAAAGUGGAAAUCUGUUUCAAGGGCUAUGAUGGAAAAAGGGUUUUAUGUGUCACCUCAACAAUGUGAAGAUAAGUUUAAUGAUUUGAAUAAAAGGUAUAAGAGAGUGAAUGAUAUACUUGGUAAAGGAACAGCUUGUAGAGUUGUUGAGAAUCAAGGUUUGUUGGAUUCAAUGGAUUUGUCACCUAAGAUGAAAGAUGAAGUUAGGAAAUUGCUUAAUUCUAAACAUCUUUUCUUUAGGGAAAUGUGUGCUUAUCAUAAUAGUUGUGGCCAUGGUGGUGUUGCUACUUCUAAUGUUCAACAUCAAGUAGAGGGUGGAAGUGGAACAACAACACCACCUCAGAAUCAACCUCAACAACAGCAUCAACACCAGCACCAGCAGCAGAACCAACAACAUUGUUUUCAUUCAUCAGAGAAUGGUGUAGGGAGUUUAGGUGUUUCAAGAGGAGAAGGAUUGAGGAUGUUGAAAAUAGGAAGUGGAUAUGUUGAAGAAGAGGAUGAUGAAGAUGAAGAGGAUGAGUCAGAGGACUUUUCUGAUGAGGGUGAAGAUGAAUCAGGAGAAGGUUGUUCAAAGGGUCAUAUAAAUGAUCAAGAUGAAGAAGAGAAUGAUGGAAAACCAUCAAGAAAAAGAGCAAGAAAAGGAGGAUUUUCAUUUCCAAGGUCAUCAUCAUCAACACAAUUGGUGAAUCAAAUGAACAAUGAAAUAAGUGGUGUGUUUCAAGAUGGAGGUAAGAGUACUUGGGAGAAAAAGCAAUGGAUAAGAAACAGGAUAAUGCAGUUGGAGGAACAGAAAAUAGGAUAUGAAUCACAAGCAUUUCAGCUUGAAAAGCAAAGGUUGAAAUGGGCAAGGUAUAGUAGUAAGAAAGAGAGGGAAAUGGAGAGAGCUAAACUUGAGAAUGAAAGGAGAAGAUUAGAAAAUGAGAGAAUGGUUUUGCUUAUUAGGAAGAAAGAGCUUGAGUUGAUGCAUAUUCAGCAGCAGCAGCAGCAGCAACACUCUUCUACCUAGAUGAAUUUGUAUGAUAGAAUUUAGAUUAGAUCACAAUAGGUGAAAAUUUUGUGGUUGUUCUAUUUUUUUUGAGGUUAUUUAUUCUUCAACUUGUUUCUUAUUGAAUAUUUAUAUAAAAUUAAUAGUAUGUCUGCAAUGUGAAGCAACCAUUUAGAUA
Molecule: messenger RNA, 1994 nt
Organism: Medicago truncatula (barrel medic)
Lineage: Eukaryota; Viridiplantae; Streptophyta; Magnoliopsida; Fabales; Fabaceae
Product: GATA zinc finger domain-containing protein 10
Exons: 1
Coding region: 347-1837 (496 amino acids)
Source: RefSeq, a predicted model, not a curated record